Pelmatolapia mariae (spotted tilapia) is the source of this 3255-nucleotide messenger RNA. It is a transcript of the gene mrm2, whose product is annotated as mitochondrial rRNA methyltransferase 2. The record is from RefSeq and is a predicted model, not a curated record. Gene Ontology annotation, cellular component: mitochondrion. Gene Ontology annotation, molecular function: rRNA (uridine-2'-O-ribose)-methyltransferase activity. The coding region runs from base 1 to 720 and encodes 239 amino acids. The transcript is spliced from 2 exons. Lineage: Eukaryota; Metazoa; Chordata; Actinopteri; Cichliformes; Cichlidae. Gene Ontology annotation, biological process: RNA methylation.
AUGUGGAUGUUUUCCUUGCAGAGGAGAUAUCUGCACUCCUCGUUGUGUUUGAUGAAGAAACUGAAGGGUAAGACGCCAGCGGAGCAGCGCUGGCUCCGACGGCAGCUUAAAGACCCGUAUGUCAAAGCUUCCCAGGCCCAAAACUUUCGAUGCAGGAGCGCCUUCAAGCUUCUAGAGAUAGAUGACAAGUUCAGGCUCUUACAGCCUGGAUACACUGUGGUGGACUGCGGAGCUGCUCCUGGAGCCUGGAGCCAGGUGGCAGUCCAGAGGGUCAAUUCAGCUGUGACAGAUCCAGAGUUGCCUCGUGGUAUGGUUGUUGGCAUUGAUUUGCUGAACAUACCGCCUCUGGAUGGUGCUCACUUCCUGUCCAGUUGCGAUGUCACAGACCCUGCCACACAUGCCAAGCUGUUGGAGCUUCUUCCCCACGGCAAGGCUCAUGUCAUCCUGAGCGACAUGGCACCCAAUGCCAGCGGUUUCAGAGAGAUGGACCACGAGAGACUCAUCACAAUGUGUUUGUCUUUGAUAGACUUGGCUGAGAAAAUUUUACAGCCCCAGGGUUCUCUUCUUUGUAAAUACUGGGACGGGAUCCUUGCUCAUAAACUGCAGGAAACGCUCUCAAGUGUGUUCAGUAGUGUUCGGACUUUAAAGCCAGAUUCCAGCAGAAAAGACUCAGCUGAACGAUAUUUCCUUGCUAGAAUGUACAGAAGGCCAAUAAAGUGAUGUUUAAUUAUGGAGUGUGUGCUCCGUUCAGUCUGAGCAUGACGAAGGGGCUGUCUUAGUGGCUGUCAUCAAAAGAUGGCACUGUUGAGGCAUCAGUAAGGAUGACUGCUCCAGGCACAGAAGCAAACACAUUAAACACUCUGAUGCUGGCUUUUAAGCCCUGCAAACUUAACACAGCAGCAGUGAAUCAGUAAUAUGUAAACCUAUGCAAGAAUCAGUUUGAUAUUCCUCAAGAGCCCAAUGCAGUGCUUCUCUGAAGUUAUUGUUUGCCCCAAGUGUUUGUUCUACACACUCAGACUGGUAUUUGCUUUGUUACAGAAAGUCAUCUACCAGUGGUGCUUAUGCUAAUAAUUUGCACUGCCAGCCAUGUAGAAAUAUGUAAUAAUUCUCUCACUGAGAGCUCACAGAGAGGGAAAACUAAUACAUAAGAGUCAAACACAGUAUGACUAACUGGAAGUGGGAUGCUACUCAAGUGUUAUUGGGUUCUGACAGUGAAAACAUGUCCGUUUCCUGUGAAAAUGUGAUAAGCACAGUCAUUUCAGUUUUUCUUUUUUUUUUUUCUUCAUAUUUUCACAGAUCUCCUUUAAAUCACUGAGGUGAACACUUUCAUUUGUUUUUAUUUUUUUAUUUUUUAGUACAACUGGUCAUGAAAUAAAAGCACACUUUGUAGUCGUAUAGUGUCAGUCUUGUCCUGACUUGUAGCGCCAUUCACCAGAGCCAGAUGCAUAUACGAUGUCAGUAUCUUCUUUUCCCCUCUUAGUGUAUUCGUUUUCAUGUAUGUACAAGCAACUAUCAUUUUUGGAGGGCAUUUUAUGCUUUUAGUCCAGUGACAGAAAUAGAUUGGGAAUGACUUGCCACAAAGGUCUCCAGCUGGACACGUACUUGGGAUGUUGCUUUACCCUUUGGCCAAAAGGGCUCUGUCAUGUACAAAUGAGUGAAUAACAAUGAAAUGCAACCAUGCGCAGAGGUUCAAAGGAGAAGGAGUUAUUUCAGGCACCCCUGGUUCUAAAAGGAAAAAUCCCCAUUCAUUUUACAAACAGAGAUGCAAUUCGCUGAAUGCUUCUACAGCUUGUAUGUCUUUCAUGGUUAAAUAAAUCAGUACAAAAGAUUAACAUCUGUGUUGGCAAACAUUUGGUUCUUUAGUAAAAAGUUAUAGGUCAAGCCAGACGAUAGCUUGAUCUCAAGUAAAAGAAGUAUUUUUCUUUUGAAUUCUGAUUAAUUUGUGGGUGGAUUUCUAACAAGUCUACCAUAAAAAUAAAGUUCUUUAAAUUUGCUUUUAAAGGUAUAGUAAUCCUUAGUACUGCAGUAAAAGCAAAUCCAGUUUCUAGAGGGACAAAGAGUCUAAAGAGGCUCUCUUAUGGUUUGGGGUAGAAAUGUUUGGAAGUUAGUAAUUUACAAUAGUUGAGUAAUGAGAUCGAAGAUGCAUAACAUUUAGAGGAUGUGCAUGUUGCUUUUUAGAUUCUAAAUUUGUGCAAAAAUGUUGAGCCACCUCAUAUUUCCUAAUGUUUUGCUAGAAAAAUCUCAAAGGGGGGGGCAAUGAUUGAUUUUUUCCUGAUUUUUUUAUUUUUUUUUCCUGGUGUGUCUGGUCAAGUUCUUUUCUACUUUGGCAUACCUCUUUUCUCCCUAUUUUCCUUUCUUAAGAAGGAAUUCACAUCAGUCACCCUUCCAUCGAGACCAUUUGCGAUGAAGAUUCAGUGAACAGUAGAUGGAUCAACUGAAGGACCAUGUGCAAUCUGCUGUAGUUUGCUUUUUAGGCUUGACACUUGUUUUGUCCUCUACUUGUCCAGUUUACAAUUUUUUUUUUUUUUUUUUUUAAAGAACAUAACACACACCCUGCCAAGAUGUGACAUUUUUAGCUAAUAGUUUUUUGGGCAUCACCUUGUUGGUCAGAAAAUAGUAUUUUUUUCAAACUGUUGUAUCUUUGGCAAGAAAUGGUAACAAAUUAUGUUUUGUUGACAGGUUGUUGGUAACAAAUUACCCAAAGAUACAUUUUCAAAUUGAUUAUUUGCUUACUGUUAUGUGUAUGCACAACACUGGUUCAUCCACUGAUUUUGGUUUAUUUGGUGCUUAAAUGAUUUAUAGGUCAGUGCUUUGGCUUAACAAACAAACAAAACAAGACAAAAGAAAUCUGGUGAGGUGCAAGGACGGGACUGAGAAUGAGUGAAGAAACCAGCCAAUGUCCCAAGAAAGAAAACUAAAAGGCCUUAAAGACCUUCAGAAAGCCAGAAGAACUGUUGCAGAAACAAAACUAAUUCAAUGAAAACACACAAGAAAGAAUGGGGGGGGGAAGAAAGAGGCGUGGCUUGAGUCUGAAUGUAAUUUAACUGAAUAUGAAUAUUCUGUUAAAUUUCAUGUUUGCCUUUUUUCCCCAAAUGUGUUUAAUGCUGAAUGUAUAUCUGAAUAUAUCUAUGUCGCAAACGGUAACUGAAAAUAUUUCAUUCCUUAUGAAAAUACAAUAUAAUAAAUGACUCACAAGCUGUUCUUGUUUUGAAAUCAGUUUAGUCCUAAAUUGUUUUUUUUUUUUCCAAGUCUGAU